UGUUGUUUGGGCCCUUAAAAUAAACACAAAAAAAAUAAGUAAUUCUAAUUCAUUUCUUCAUCUUCCACAAGACUUCUUCUUCGUGAAUGCAGCGCUGUAUUAGUUAUUUGUUGAAGUUUUGAUCUCAUUGUUUUUGAAAGUAUUAUGAAUAUCGAUUCGUUGAAAAGUAGCGAGGUCGAUAAAUGUCCUCCAAACUUGGCCAUGUCAUCAUCUUUUGCCCGUGCGGUUUACUCUGAGAUUGAAGAGAUAGGAUGGGAACAUUUGGUAAAGUUGGCCGAAGAUUUGUCAUUUGUUACGUUUCGUGUUGUUGACAAGAAGGAACGAGUUCAUGUGCUAGAGAUUAUGUUGGAUAAAUCUUAUCCAAAUUGCCCACCAUCAGUUUCAGCUGACGUGCCUUACUUGUUCAAUUUGGAAUGGUCAACGAAUUCAAGACUUAAGGAUGUUGUAAAGCAAUUUAGACAGCAUCUGGAGAAGUUUCAACUAUUUUGGUCCAUAGUGGAAGAUAUUGACCAAACUCUGUUGGUUUGUGAUUCAGCACAGUUGCAUCGUGGCACAUCAAUCCGCCAUAUCAACAUUGGGCAUGAUUGCUCUAUCAUAUUAUUUAUACAUGUCAACGAGCCAGGAUCUUUACCGGAGUGUCGUUUUAUGGGCUCAGAUGAAAAGAUAAACUUACUAAGGGAUAAAUGGCAGAGGAAUCGGAAGAAAUGGACAAAAGACAAAGUAUUUGCUGAAAAUCUAGCAAACUUGUUGGAGUUUCAACUUCCCGGACCUCCGGGUGUUGAGAAAAAUGAUCAGCAAAUAGAAUGUGGAAUCUGCUAUUCACAAUUUCUCCCAACAGAUGACGAACUUGGAUCUAAAAGUGGAGGCAGAACAGAUUAUACCUGUGAAAAUAGUACCUGCAGCAAGGCUUUUCACAGUGUUUGCCUUGAGGAUUGGUUGCGUUCCAUCACUACAACAAGGCAGUCAUUUGAUGUUUUAUUUGGGAAUUGUCCAUAUUGCUCGGAGCCAGUUGCAGUCAAAAUCGGCACAAGAAAAUAGAUCAUUUUCUGCUUACAGUUCUCAUUUCAUGAAAUCAAGAUAUUGAGUAUAGAGUAAGUAUGGAAGUCAGCAGCAGGGUCGAACCACAGGUUUAUUCUUUGUUCCCUAUCACCUUUCCCAUGAGCAUAUACAUUGGUCUGAACCGAGUAUGGCUGCCCUGUUCGGUUCCCCAAGAACUCAAAAUCCAGCUCAUCACGAAUUUCAUUAGUAUCUGAAUUCAUCUGCCAUGAAAACCAUGUUUUUAUGGAAAAAAGCUCUCAUAUAUAGCAAGUUUUUUGUCAUAUUUUUUUUGUUAAAGAUGUAAGAAUCUUACAUAAAAGGCGGUUACAGUGCCUGCAGAAUCGCCUGGAAUAAGUUUUAUCUUCAUGCUUACAUGUCCAAACAGAUAUUUGCUUUUUGAAGCAAAACCACAACCUGUAUCACAAAAUCAUAUCAACGAGGCGAAAAACUCAGUAACAUUAAAAUGAAAGGUGGAAUGUAGCUAAACCUGAAUUUUGGUCAAGGAGAAGUUGAAUGGCCCUUCCACCAUCGAGUUGCUUGAUAUGAGAAUCCGACCAUGUUACAUGAAAAUCCUGCAAGAAUGUAGCCGGUUUGGUGUUUGCCACAUGGGUCAAUGUCACUAACCCAAUUAGGACAGUUGUCAAGACAAUGUGGUUACAAAAUCGUAUCGACGAAUAUGUCAUUUUGGGUGAGUGUUUCGUGUGAUCAUGUUGUAUAUAGAAGGAUGUAUAUAUAGGCAUAUAUUUUGGAUCA
Erigeron canadensis is the source of this 1791-nucleotide messenger RNA. Its product is annotated as E3 ubiquitin-protein ligase FANCL. The transcript has 13 exons. NCBI's taxonomy places the organism in Eukaryota, Viridiplantae, Streptophyta, Magnoliopsida, Asterales, Asteraceae. Bases 145 to 1038 code for a protein of 297 amino acids. Gene Ontology annotation, cellular component: nucleus; Fanconi anaemia nuclear complex. The record is from RefSeq and is a predicted model, not a curated record. Gene Ontology annotation, biological process: interstrand cross-link repair; protein monoubiquitination. Gene Ontology annotation, molecular function: ubiquitin protein ligase activity.